Molecule: messenger RNA, 3380 nt
Organism: Coregonus clupeaformis (lake whitefish)
Lineage: Eukaryota; Metazoa; Chordata; Actinopteri; Salmoniformes; Salmonidae
Product: E3 ubiquitin-protein ligase synoviolin
Exons: 16
Coding region: 486-2360 (624 amino acids)
Cellular component (GO): cytoplasm
Source: RefSeq, a predicted model, not a curated record
CCAAUGCGCUCCCAUUGAGAACAGUCCGUUAGCUAACGGUAGCUAGCUAUUAGUUACAACACUGACGGGAAAGUUGAGUUUCACGGUUUAUAUUGGAAUGCUACGUCAGUUAGCUUGCUAUCCAAUUGCUUUUCUUCGUUUAACAGUUGACAAACGGUUUCCAUCGAACGCAUAUUUCCUUGAAUCGCUUGUUAGUUAGCUAGUUUGAAUUUCCCCGGAAGUGAGGUGGCCACUUGGAGCAGCAAGCCAAAGAUAAACACGUAUCAGAGACUCAGGCGUCUUUGGGGCUGGGGUAUACAUGUUAGUAAAAUAGACCGUGAAACGCUUGAAGAAGUAAAAAAGUAAUUGGUCGUAAUAUAGUUAGUUGAGGGACCUGAUACAUGUUGUAAUCAUACUGAACGCCCCAAUCAAGGCGUUGGAACAAGCUCAGCAAGUGCAUUCCGUGACGAAAACGACAUCGAAUCCCUGUAGAUACUGCCUGCACCAUGGUGCGUGCGGCCCUGGUGACUGCCACCAGUCUGGCUCUGACUGGCGCAGUGGUUGGCCACGCCUACUUCCUGAAACACCAGUUCUACCCCACUGUGGUCUACCUGACCAAAAGCAGCCCCAGUAUAGCGGUGUUGUACAUCCAGGCCUUUGUGCUGGUGUUCCUGUUGGGAAAGUUCAUGCGUAAAGUCUUCUUCGGACAGCUGAGAGCUGCAGAGAUGGAGCAUCUGAUCGAGCGGUCCUGGUAUGCUGUCACAGAGACGUGUCUGGCCUUCACAGUGUUCAGAGAUGACUUCUCUCCCCGCUUCGUAGCACUCUUCACCCUGCUGCUCUUCAUCAAGUGCUUCCACUGGCUGGCCGAGGACAGGGUGGACUUUAUGGAGAGAAGUCCUAAUAUAUCCUGGAUCUUCCACUUCAGGGUGUUAUCUCUGAUGGUGUUGCUGGGAGUUCUGGACUUCCUGUUCGUCAACCAUGCCUGUCACAGUAUCAUCACACGGGGGGCCUCUGUCCAACUGGUCUUUGGAUUUGAGUACGCCAUCCUGAUGACUAUGGUGCUCACCGCCUUCAUCAAGUACACCCUCCACACUGUCCACCUCCAGAGUGACAGCCCCUGGGACAACAAAGCAGUCUACAUGCUGUACACUGAGCUCUUCACUGGUUUCAUCAAGGUCCUUCUGUAUAUGGCGUUCAUGACCAUCAUGAUAAAGGUGCACACCUUCCCCCUAUUCGCCAUCCGGCCCAUGUACCUGGCUAUGAGGCAGUUCAAGAAAGCUGUAACGGAUGCAGUAAUGUCCCGGCGAGCCAUCCGCAACAUGAAUACACUUUACCCAGAUGCCACUCCUGAAGAUCUGCUGGCUUCAGACAACGUGUGUAUCAUCUGUCGUGAAGAAAUGGUGACUGGAGCCAAGAAACUUCCCUGCAACCAUAUCUUCCACUCAAGUUGCCUUCGCUCCUGGUUCCAGAGACAGCAGACGUGUCCUACAUGUCGUAUGGAUGUCCUCCGGGCCUCUAACCCCAACCAGCCCCCCGCCCCAGCCCCUGCCCAGCCCCCUGCUCCAGCAGCACCAGCCAACGCCCCUGUCCCUGGUCCACCUGGGAACGUUGGUCCUGGAAUGAUGCCCCACUUCCCCCCAGGGCUGUUUCCUUUCUGGGGCCCCUUCCCUGGAGCGGCCCCCCCUGCUGGUGCUCCUGGCGCCCCAGGGGCCACAGACGCCCCUCAGGCCACAGAAGCAGCUCAGACUCAGGGAGCUGGCACCAGUCAGUCCGCUGGGGCCAGUACAGUCGGUGCUGCUCCAGGAGGCCCUAUGCCUGGGUUCCCCUUCUCCUCCUUCCCACCCCCACUGUUCCCCUCAGCUCCGUGGCUGACUAUGCCACCACCUCCACCGUUUGUGUCAGCCAUGCCCCCUCCUCCCCCGGCCCUGUCCACCAUGUCAGAGGCUGAGCUGAGGGAGCUGGAGCAGGAGGGCCGUAGAGGCCUGGAGGCCAGACUGCAGUGUCUCCACAACAUCCACACUCUGCUGGACGCUGCCAUGCUCAACAUCCACCAUUACCUCACUACCGUCGCCACACUCACUCCUCCUCGGUCAGAAACCAGCAGCUCUGCUGGCGAGGCCAGUGGAUCAUCUCCUCCCUCCGCUAGUGCAGAAACCCAGGAGAAUGACUGUCAGAGCAGUACAGCCGCUGAAGCUGAACCUGAAGCUGAAGCUGUGAACGGGGCCACAGGUUUCUCCCAGCCAGACUCUACCACGUUGGGCGACAGUGAAGACCAGGGGGAUGGAGAAGAAGUUGGGGGAGACGGAGAGCCCAACCCUUCGGAGCUGAGGCGCCGUCGUCUCCGCAAACUCGAGACUACACCCCCUCCUCCUGACCACUGAUACAUGCCCACUGAUGCAUUCUGGGAACGGACUUAUCGAUCAAUGCAUUAUUAUUGAUUACCAAUCAAUAAUAGCUGUAUUUUAUGUAUCUUUCCCCCUCCUGGCUCUGUGUUCUGUUUAAACUCAGAGAGAGGAAGGAGGAACAUGUUGUGUUCCUGUUGUUCCACAACCUUUUUUGUUGUUGUUGUUGGAACACAUAAAAGCAAGAUAUUUUCUUUUUCUACUGCCUGACAUCUUAUGAUCCAUAUGCAGGUGUUUUGUUUCCCCACUCUUCACCAAUACUGAGGAGUGAUAUUCAAACACACAGACCUGACCUGACUUCUUCAAAUACACAGACCUGACCUGACUUCUUCAAAUACAGACCUGACUUCUUCAAAUAGACCUGACCUGACUUCUUCAAAUACAGACCUGACCUGAGAACGGAGUUCUUUAAAUACAGACCUGACCUGACUUCUUCAAAUAGACCUGACCUGACUUCUUCAAAUACAGACCUGACCUGACUUCUUCAAAUACAGACAUGACCUGAGACCGGAGUUCUUCAAAUACAGACCUGACUUCUUGGUCAGUGACAACAAAGUGGAGUGUUCUAAAUCUCAGGUCACCGGUUCCUCUCCUUCUACCAUGGAGUUGAUCCAACUGAGGUUGCUUUCUCUUCUUCUUCUCCUGCUUGUCAGACCGUGUUACAGGGAGGUCUGACCCAUCCAGUUAAAGGACGCCAUGUUAAAUUGCAGUCUGGCUUUGUCUGAAAUGGCACCCUAUUCCCUAUAUAGUGCACAGGUCUCUGGUCAAGUAGUGCACUAGCUAGGGAAUAGGGUGUAGCCAUAGUAUCCCGAGUGAUGGACAACGUUAUACCUUUUCUUUUUGUAAUUUCUUUCCCUAAUUUCUGGCAUAUCAAGAUUUUUCUGUGGGCGGGUGUAUUAUAACUGAAUAGGAAAGUGGGUUGAUUUAACCUGUACAUACUGUAAAAAUAGUUUUAAUAGGAUGAUCUGUACAUACUGCAGAAUAAACCAUUGAAAUGAA